This is a messenger RNA of Dunckerocampus dactyliophorus (ringed pipefish), 2757 nucleotides long. It is a transcript of the gene pigl, whose product is annotated as phosphatidylinositol glycan anchor biosynthesis, class L. Lineage: Eukaryota; Metazoa; Chordata; Actinopteri; Syngnathiformes; Syngnathidae. Bases 5 to 817 code for a protein of 270 amino acids. Gene Ontology annotation, cellular component: endoplasmic reticulum. Gene Ontology annotation, molecular function: N-acetylglucosaminylphosphatidylinositol deacetylase activity. The record is from RefSeq and is a predicted model, not a curated record. The transcript is spliced from 7 exons. Gene Ontology annotation, biological process: GPI anchor biosynthetic process.
AAUAAUGGACGAAUGGUUGAUUGUCGUCGCCACUGUAGCCUAUGUGGUUUGUCUCAAAUGCAUUUAUUAUCGAUAUCGUCGAUCUUUAGGGAAACCGUUCGACUAUGUAAUGAAUGUUCUACCAUCCCGGGAAACAAAUGGAAGUGACAUUAAAGCUCUAUUUGUAACCGCACACCCAGAUGAUGAAUGCAUGUUUUUUGGACCAACGAUCAUACGACUUGUCGAGUUUAAAGUUAGCGUGCAUUUGAUGUGCUUAUCAGAAGGAGACUACUACAAUCAAGGUGCUCAGCGUAAACAAGAACUUUUUGACAGCUGUGCCAAACUGGGCAUACCAUCCUCCAGGAUCACCAUCAUAAACCACAAGGAACUUCCAGAUGAUCCCAAAGCAGAAUGGAGUGUUUCCUUGGCCGCCUCUAUAAUUGCGAAACACUUGGAAGCUCACUCCUUCAACAUGGUGCUGACCUUCGAUGGAAGAGGAGUCAGUGGCCAUGCCAACCACAGAUCUAUCUAUAAAGCUGUAAGGCACCUCGUUUCCACUGACCAAGUACCCAAUGACUGCUGCUUUCUCUCCUUGGUGACUGUUGGCCUUCUCAGGAAGUAUGUUUUCUUCUUAGAACUCCCUCUCAGCUGGCUUCUGCCCUCAUCCCUCUGCUGUAUAAUCGGCUCAGAAGGCUACAGGCAGUGCAAAGCUGCCAUGCUGUGUCAUCGCACUCAACUGGUUUGGUUUCGUUAUCUGUACGUCACCUUCUCAAGAUACAUGUACGUCAACACAUUCCAAAUAAUUCCACACCCACCAAAGGCUCACAAAAUGUAUUAGAAGAUGCACUAUUUUUAUUUUUUUACACUUGGGUUUGUAAGUCAUUAUUAAUCUCAUAAGCUGUUUUUAGGUCAGCUUUGUGACUCUCAGAUUUUCCGUAUAAACAUCUUUAUUGCUUGAUCAAAUGAAAAGUUGACCCACAGUUGAGACCAUUGCACUGCUUUACUUUUGCAUAGCACUGACUAAAAGCGACUGCUGAUUCUGAGACAACAGUAGAAUUAUUUUGCUUCUUUCGUUGGUUUGGACAUGUCUCUGAUGGUCUUGUGUGCUUGCAUGCUUUCUUCCCAAUUGUCCCCCGAAAAUGUUUCUACUGUGACGCUUUGCACCGUACCUGGAUCAAGACAAUGUGGAGCAAUACCUGGGAAUGAGAUAAUAGCAAAUAAAUGAACAAUAUUGAAGGGUUACUAUAUUUAAUAGCUACUCAGCAACAAUAAGUCAAAAUUUCAUUGUGUGAUUAACCACAUUAUAAAGCCUGCUUAUGUCAGUGGCUCUACACCACAGGUGUCCAAGCUUUCAGAAAAAAUAAAGGAUGCACUUUGGGGCACUUUGAUACAUUGGAUGCAUUAAAGAUGCUAAAACCAGUCCUAUGUACGUCAAUACUGUGUAUGCCAAGCUAACAACAAGCUGAACAAGAACAACCGGCACUCGGUUGGAGGCGUUUGUAACAGUGAGGAUGACACUGGACAAAAUGCUCUCCAUCAUGGACAACCCCACCCACCCACUCCAUUGGACUCAUUCUCCAACAGACUCCUCCAGUUCCGUUCCCCCAGUGAACGCUACAGGACUUCAUUCCACACGCUAUCCAGCUCUACAAUACCUCACCUGUCUCUAAAAGAUAAUUCACAUUAUUCUGCUGUACUGUCUGCCCUCCCUUGUAUAAAGUAUGUUUGCUUGUAUUUAUAUUCUUACACAGUAUUUGUAAAUAUGCAAAUCUUAUAUAAAUUUUUUUUUAACUGAUUAUAUUUGAUUCAUAUUGCAUAGCAUUUUAUUUUAAGAGUGUUUGUCUUUUUCUUCUGCAGUUGACCUACUGUAACCAAGCAACUUCCCUUGUGGAUCAAUAAAGGAGCAAAACAUCCACGUCUUAGCUUUGUGUUAUCAGUGACAGCAAAUUAGUGAAAUGGCCAAUAACACAGUGAAACCUCGGUUUUCGUCAGCAAUGCUUUCCAAAAAGUCAGACAAAAACCGAAAUGUAAUAAUUGGCUAUAUCAUAAAGCUGAGAUACAUUUUUUUCUUGAAAUACAUAUAACUUGUCAGUAUAUUUACGUGUGUUGCUUUAACAGAAUAUCAAAGUGGCCCUUGCAUGCUUUCGUUUUUACCGUGCUGAAAAAGUGUGGACACCCCUGGUUUAGGCGCUCAAUUCCGCAAAGUGAUACGUGGGAAAAUGGACUAGUUACGUAUGAAAACCGAGAGGGUGUACAAAAACUGGGACAAAAUUUACUUGAAAACCGAAUCGUACGGAAAACCGAGGUUUCACUGUCUAUCUUAUGGAUAAUUAUUUUGUAUCAUUUGAAUAUGCAAAGGGCCAAUCAAGACUGAGCUGUGGGCAGAAAAUGGCCCCCGGUCCGCACUUUGAAGACCCCUGCUAUCAUUGUGGAGAAAAUGGCUUGACGGUGAAAAUUGUGUGUCAUGUGGCGUGUCAGCAGUUUUUGCUCUCACCAUAUCCAUCAGGGUUGGAGCGCGGUGUGUAGAAACUUUGAACGCCGCAGUUUUUACAGAAGGUGUGCUUGGCAUUGUGAGUGUUAAAUGUAUAUGUGGUCAGAUCAUCCCUACCCUAUAUGGGAGAAAAAGAAAAAGUAACUUGAAAAAAAAAAAUGUAUUUGGACGCUGCACUACCUACCUGCAAAAGUGUGAAGUUGUUUUUGGGGACGAUGAAAUGAUGGUUUUGUUUCUUUGUACAAAUACUGCAGCUGGAAAUGAGAACAAGCAUAAUUUAAAACAUA